CUCCAAUCUCUGAUCCCAUUCGCCCCCUCUCUCUUUAUUUUCCCCUUAUUUAAUUCCUCUUUUUUCACAUUCAGGAUUCCUUCUUUUGACUCACUUAUUUCGAGUUUUCUUUCCUUGGGUUCAUUUAAAUUCGUUUGCUCAUUUUAAGUGAAUGAUAGAAAGAAGAAAACAUGGAUGGUCUGAACAAGGUGGAAGUGAUAAACAGCAAAGGCUGUUCAAGGUUGUUUGUUGGUUUCUCACCUUCAGUGCCAUCGUUCAGAAGUUUCCAAUCUUCUGAACCAAUGUCUUCUGCUCCUAUCUCUCUUGGUUCUGAACCUUUAACGGUUCGAUCCACCGGUCCGUUUUCAGGUCUGGUUAUUUGCGUCACUGGCUUGUCUAAAGAGGCAAGGAAACAAGUUAUGGAGGCAACGGAGAGAUUAGGUGGUCAAUACAGUAAUAGUUUACAUCCUCAAUGCACCCAUUUGGUGGUCCAGAGCUUUAGCGGACGUAAGUUCGAGCAUGCUGUAAAACAUGGAUCAAGAAAUGGUCUACUCCUUGUUAAACUUGGAUGGUUUGUGGAUAGCGUCAACAGGAAUGUAAGGUUAAGUGAAUCGCUCUACGCCGUGAAGGGUAUUGGAGAACAUGUUACGCCUGAAGAUGAGUUGAAUCGGCUUGCUGUGUCGACCGCUUCCAAAAGUUCGUGUCUUCCUGCCGGUUUUCAUGAUGCCAAGAAAAUAGACACGAUAGAAACACCACAUGCGCGGUUUUACCAAAGAGGUCCUAAUAAAAGUUUGAACUCAAUGUUAUAUGGUCAUACCAUGUACAUUGAUUCUGAUAUUUCAGUUGAGCUACGGAAUAAGGUUCUUGAAGCUGCUUCAAAAGAAGGGGCCACAGUGGUAGAUCGAUGGUUUGUUGGUUGCGGUGCAAGUCAUGUGGUGUGCGAAAGAAGUUCCAUCCAUCGAUAUAUUGGCCACUCAAACAACAUUAUUACGCCACUAUGGGUCCUCAAAACAGCUAAGGAUAGGACUUUGCAGAGACUUGUUCACAUGUCUACUGAUUUAGCCAUGCAGAUUGGGGCAGUGAUCGAAAAUGCUCAGAACGCCAAUGUAGGAGAGGAAAAUAAUGUGGCUAAUUCGACGACCCCAAGCGUUAGAAGGAAUGAAAGUCAUCAAGAGAGGCAACAGAUUGUACAUUUAGCUAAAACUGGGGUUAGAAAUCGCCGCAGUCUCCGUAUGCAGACUUGUCAAACCCCAAUCCAUCCUAUAAGCCCAACCAGUCUUUUGGAACCAGUUUGCUGGUCAAUAUCCGACCCAACUUCGACUGCUUCUAUUUACACUGACACUUUGAGUGGCGAAGAUGUUAGUGACCAUCAAUCUGUAUUCUUUGAUGCAAAUGGUGAUGGCAAGGGUUCUGAGGCCUCUUUUACAAACUUAACCCGGUCACUUACAGAAAGCGAGAAAACUGAGUUAAUAAUCAAAAACCACUUUGUUACCAUACUGUUUCCGAUUGAUCGAUUUUCUGAGAUGGGGCCUUCUUCAAGGACAUAUUUCAGUGAUAACGGCUUUACAUGUCUGCAGAUUUUGGAUUGCAUAUAUGCCUUUUAUCAGGAGAACAUGUCAAUUCAUGAAAUAGAGGCUGCUAUUCACACAGACUCGAGGCAUGCCAACCAGCUUCGAUCAGCAUACUUGAGUAAAGAGACAGUAGAACGUGGAUAUAUGGCUUUCAAAAGAAUCGAUUUCUUAGGAAGUUGUAAAAGCUUUGAAAUGCUGAAGCGCGUUAGUCAAGAUAAUAACACUAAUGUGUACGAGCUCUUGAUCAGAGCUUAACCAUGUCUUUGCAUUGUAUGCCAUCAUAUAUCUAUAUUGAAUAUGGUAUUUAAUCUGCUGCA
Molecule: messenger RNA, 1867 nt
Organism: Hibiscus syriacus
Lineage: Eukaryota; Viridiplantae; Streptophyta; Magnoliopsida; Malvales; Malvaceae
Exons: 12
Coding region: 171-1805 (544 amino acids)
Source: RefSeq, a predicted model, not a curated record